Centropristis striata (black sea bass) is the source of this 2759-nucleotide messenger RNA. It is a transcript of the gene pdlim7, whose product is annotated as PDZ and LIM domain 7. The transcript has 12 exons. Gene Ontology annotation, molecular function: actin binding; muscle alpha-actinin binding. NCBI's taxonomy places the organism in Eukaryota, Metazoa, Chordata, Actinopteri, Perciformes, Serranidae. Gene Ontology annotation, biological process: actin cytoskeleton organization; muscle structure development; heart development. The record is from RefSeq and is a predicted model, not a curated record. Bases 382 to 1677 code for a protein of 431 amino acids. Gene Ontology annotation, cellular component: adherens junction; Z disc; stress fiber.
AUUAUUUGACAACUUUAUUUAGUAGUGACUUUACAAAUUAGGACAUAUUAUGUCAAAGUUCUAGUGAAACAAUUAGUCGACUGAUUAAUUGACUGAAUAUUGAGUGGGAACUAUUUUGAUGCCGUUUUCCAUGCAAAAAGAUAACAGCUGAGAUGUCUGCAAAGCACGGCCUCUUCUGGUUUACAGCCUGAGUGUGAAAUGAAGCAGCGGCCCAUGUGACUUCUGACGUUUCAGCCGAGUCCUACUAAAAAGAAUUUGAGGGAAUGAUCCUGCUGUUCACCAAGGGGAUCCACGGUGGCUUCCUGACGUCCGCUUUAAGGAAGUCCGAAAGUUAGCCUACUUACCGAUUGACUUUUUUUUAAACCAGUAGACUGACCCGAGAUGUCUGGCGAGGGACAAGAGGCUAUGAACGUAUACUCCGUAACCCUGAGUGGCCCGUCGCCUUGGGGCUUCAGGCUGCAGGGUGGUAAGGACUUCAGCAUGCCCCUCACCGUGUCAAGGCUGACCCCGGGAGGGAAGGCAGCUCAGGCUGGUGUCGGAGUGGGCGACUGGGUGGUGUCCAUCAGUGACACCAAUGCAGAAGACAUGACCCAUGUGGAGGCACAAAACAAGAUCAGAGCAGCAACAGACUCCCUCACCCUCACCCUCAGCAAAGCUUUCAAAGCAGGUGGAGAAGAGAAGGACUCACUCGCUCCGGCUUCUGUUCCAAAGUACUCCUUUGCCCCCAGCACAACCAUUAACAAGAUGGCGAGGCCAUUUACAGCAGGUGGUGGUAGUGCCAACUCAGGACCUGCUAUUAAGCCUGUGGCCUACUCCCCUAAACUUAACACCCCGAGCUCACAGGGCCGUGCCAGUAUGCAGCAGCCACAGAAUGGCCUUGAGCCAACUCCCUCACCUGCCAAGGCCCAGGCAGCAGAUAAACCAGAUGGCUCCAAGACUGCAGCCGCAGCAGCUGGCCGUUCAGGUCCUUCCUGUCGACCACCGUGGGUCACCGACGCUAAUUUCGCCGACCGCUUUCGCCCAGACAAGACCAGCACCGUGCUGACCCAGCACCAGCAACCGGUCCAGCCGACGCCCAUGGAGAACCGCAGCUCCAUCCUGCAGGCGGCGCAGCAGGCACCUGAAGAAAGCGGGAGGACCCCGGUGUGUGGGGCCUGCAACAAAAUCAUUAGGGGUCGUUACCUGGUAGCACUGGGGCGUUCCUGGCACCCAGAGGAGUUUACGUGUUCACAGUGUAAGGCGGUCCUGGAAGAGGGGGGCUUCUUCGAGGAGAGAGGGUCCGUCUACUGUACCAAGUGCCACGACAACCGAUACGCUCCGAACUGCUCCAAGUGCAAAAAGAAGAUCACAGGGGAAAUCAUGCAUGCCCUGAAGAUGACCUACCAUGUUCAGUGCUUCAAGUGUGCAGCCUGCAAGACUCCUAUCAGGAACCAAGCCUUUUACAUGGAGGAGGGUGAACCCUACUGUGAGAAAGACUACGAGAAGAUGUUUGGCACCAAAUGCCAUGGCUGUGACUUUAAGAUUGAUGCCGGGGAUCGGUUUCUGGAGGCCUUGGGCUACAGCUGGCACGAUACGUGCUUCGUCUGUGCUCUCUGCCAAAUCAACCUGGAGGGGAAGACGUUCUACUCGAAGAAGGAUAAGCCCCUGUGCAAAGGCCAUGCCUUCGCUCCAGUGUGAGAGAGCGAGCUUCAUCUUCAGAGGAAGCAACACUUCUCUCUCCCACUCCUCUUUACCCCACUCCGCCCUCCGGCACACUCGCACACAUUCUACAUCACUUCUUUCCCAAACCACACACCUAGUUACACUCCGUGUCUUUUUCUAUCCUAAAGACUUUGUUUCUAUAUUUGAGGCUUACUGUUAGCUUCACAUACUGUUACUUUACUGUGCUAAUAGGACGGUUCACAUGUUACUGCCUGUAAAACCAAAUGCUGUGUUGUAAAACUGGAAGUAGUCAAGGAAUUGUUUCAUGUCAUCACUAACUUGUUAACUUUAAUUUGGAAGCCAAUUUCUGCCAAUGUGAUGAGAAAAAAAGAGAGAAACUUGUAAGUAAUUAUAAUGACUUAGUUUAAUCAUUUUGCGAUACUGUCUCAAAAUAAUGAAUAUCUUAAAGAAAUUACUAAGUAUGUCAAAAAUAAUAAGCAUUUCUUAAAAUAAGAACUUAUCUCAAAAUAUUGAUUUUCGUAUCUUAAAGUAAUUACCAAGUAUGUCAAAAUAAUGAGCGUUGCUUAAAAUAACAUAUCUUAAAAUGACUUAGUAUUGCAAAAUAAUUAAGCUUUGUUAAAAUGACUUGGCUUGAAAUGCCUUCAGUAUCAGAAAAUAAUAAAAUAAAUAAUAAAAUAUCUUAUAAUAAUUCAACUUUCUCAACAAGAUACAAAUUCAUUAGUUUGAGAAAGUUUGUCUGUACAAUGACCUCCACAAUUUAUUUUCCCCCUAAAUUUUCAUCUUGUUCUUUUCUUGUACUGGCAGAAAUGGGCUUCCACACUUAGUUAGAGCAGACAUUUAAAAAGUGCAGCUGAAGUUCAUCUAGAUUUAAUUGUAGUAGAUGGUGAAGAAUUCUCACGACUCUACUUAUCUCAUCCUUGUUCAGUCUGAAGAUCAAGUCAGUAUCUUCCGAGUUGAAGGAGCCAUUUAGCCUUUAAUAAUCUCACAUAUUGCAGUAAUGAUCUGCCACUACUCCAGCACAAAGUGUGGAGAAAAGGUGGCCCCAUUCAGGACCCUGGCCCUCUCACUGACUCCGACUGUAGUGCCUAUUAACGUAA